Messenger RNA from Schistosoma guineensis, 3161 nucleotides. The record is from the annotation of a GenBank genome assembly. Lineage: Eukaryota; Metazoa; Platyhelminthes; Trematoda; Strigeidida; Schistosomatidae.
UAAAUGUUUCGGAACAUAUCUUUAGUGUACACUCAUAAAGGGAUUUACUUUUGCUUCUUCAUUGGGAUUACCGUCAACUCUACUGUGCUUUCAGCCAGUCGACCACAUGGAUUCUGAAGAAAGCGAACAAUGAAGAAAUGGCUUCAACUUCAAAGUCAAAUGAAGAUUCCUCAGCUACUAAUCCAGACGACGAUUCCCUAAAGUGUAUAACUGGACAACAGAACGUUACACCAAGUAGGUUUAUUAAGAGUCAGCCGAAAACUGAUGUUUCGCUUGGUUUUUCAAAUUCAAACCUAACUGAUGAAAAAAAUUUGAAAGGAUCCAGUAAUACUCCACAAGUAUUUCUGAGUACUUCACUUCCAUGUCUUUUUGAAAAUCCUUUGAGCUUGAACUCGAUUUCUAAAUCUCUUCCUGUUUUAUAUCAAAUCAAUAAUCAUACUGUACAUUCAGAGAAUGAAUUGUCGGUACAUAUUAAGGACAAAAAUGAGAGUAUAUUUAUUCAACCUGACAACUCGCCAAAAAAUAUUCAGUUAACUAAAUCUGAUUCAAAUGAAUCGUUGAAUCAUUUAAAUACAAUGGAAUUGAUAAGUAAUUUAAACACUUCUAUAAAUAAUAAUAAAUCUAAUUGUCUACCUAUAAUUGAACCGAAUAAAUUACUUAAUAACAUACCAAAUACAUCAAAUGUUGAUUCAUUAUUAAUUAAAGAAUUAGAAAAUUCUAUAUAUCAUAUUAAAUGGAUUAAAUUUAAUAAUCAAACACGUCCAAUUAUAACACAAAAUAACAAUGGUCCAUGCCCAAUGAUUGCUAUAGCAAAUGUACUUUUAUUACGUGGAACAAUUAAUUUAUCAAAUGAUAGUGAAUUAAUCAGUGGUAAUCGUUUAUUGGCUAUUCUUAGUGAAUUACUUUUAUCGAAAGCUCCUAAUGAUCUUGAUUACGACCAACAAAUUAAUUAUGAGUCGAAUUUCCGUGAUGUACUUUGCUUAUUUCCCAGUUUACAAACUGGACUUGAUAUAAAUAUCAGGUUUACUGGUGUUGCAGAUUUUGAGUACACUCCAACAUUAAGCUUAUUUGAUUUGUUCAACAUACACAUUUAUCAUGGUUGGCUUGUGGAUCCUGAUGAACAUGAUUUAGCUGCAACUGUUGGUAAUCGAACUUAUAAUCAAUUGACUGAAGAGUUACUCCGAUUAGAAUCAUCUGAUAAUUAUGAGGAUUUAAAAAGAAGUAUACUUGUUGAAUGGUUUCUAAAUGAAAGCGGUUCACAGUUAACUUUUCAUGGUCUAAGCCAGCUAGUUACAACUUUACACGAUGAAGAAUUGGCUGUGUUUUUUCGAAAUAAUCACUUUAACACCAUAUUAAAGCAUAAGGAUUCAAUAUUUGUAUUAGUCACAGAUAUGGGUCUUCUCAAUGAACCAAAUAUUGUUUGGGAGUUAUUAAAUGAUUUAGAUGGUGAUACACAAUUUGUUGAUUGUUCAUUUCAAUUAUUUUGUCCAACAACAUCUGAUUCAUCAAUUCGAAAGACAUCUGAUGCUGUUCGUAUUAUUACAAUUAAAUCGGAUAAAUUGGAUUCAAAAUCUAGAACCGAUUGUAAAAGUACUAAUAAUAGUAAUAACAGUAAAGAUAAUUUUGUCGAAAAACAAUACUAUCCUGAUUCCGUACCUGUGUGUAAUCUCAGUGAGAGUAAUUCGACUUCAUUAGAUUAUGAUUUAUGCAAAAUGCUUCAAGAAGAAGAAAUCAGAGCUUCAAAUCAAGAUCCAGAAACAUUUUGGAAAUUAUACAAAUAAAAUAUUUACCUCAGCUUGUAUUUGUUCUUCCUCUAUGCUUCACAUUUUUUUACGUGAAUAUCGUCAUAGUGGUUAGUAGCCGUUCAAUAUAAAUAAUUAGUUACUAACUAAUAACAUUUUCCUGAGAAGUAUCGAUAUAUAUAUAUAUAUAUAUAUAUAUAUAUAUAUGGAUAAAACCUCAAAUUGUAGAAUACAUCACAAAGAUAUUCAAAAUCAGAUUCAUUUAGUAUUGUUUUUUUUUCAUGUCUGAUUUAUAUUGCUAUUAUUAUUUUUAUUAUUAUUUUUUAUUAUAAAUCUUCUUAUACUUUAUAUAUACGUAAAUAUUUCUCACUAGUUUAAUCACCUACUAUUAUUCAUUAUUAGUGCCAAUUGCACAAUAGUAACAAUAUGAUGUGAAUUUUGACAGCAAUGAUUAUAAAAAAUAACUCUUGUUAAAAAACAAUACCUCUUUCAUUUGUUAUACUUAUUACUCUCUGUUAAAGAAAACUUAUUUUCUCUUAUACAUUCGUUUCACUUGAUAUCACUUUGAACAUUUGGUUUUUUAGUUUUUAUUUCAAGAGUCCAUUUCUGUUUUGUGAUAGUUGUUUACUCAUAGAUUUUUAUUUUCUUUGUAUCUUGUCGUUUUUCUCCCAUCUCUUGCCUCUGCACAUUUCUAGAAAAAAAAAGAGUGAAAAGGCAUGAACAUUGCACAGAGUUAUUGUGAUGAUUAUUUUUAUAAAACCGAAAAAGAAAGAUAUAAAUUAAACAUUUACUCUUUUCGUCUUUUCUAAACUUUCACUGCUGCUCAUCUUUAUUCCAUGAAGAGAAAAUUACAAAAUAUCAAUUAGUGUAUUGUUUUUUUUUAUAAAUUCAAUGUAGAUCUUCCUAUUUACUAUCAUUGUGUUGUGUUUUGUUUGAUUUCUUUUUUUUUCUAAAUAUUUAUUAAACAAUUUAUAAUUUGUUUAUUUCUCAACUAUAUAUUCAACCAUUGUUCUCUAUCAUCAUGAUAAUAAUGAUGAAAAUGAUUAGUUUGUAAACUGAUUUUGUUAACAAUAAAAUCAGUAUGCAUAUAUUCAUCAGUAUUAUCUGGUUAUGUACUUCUGUCUUUUUUCUUCAUUUGUUUCUCUUCUCCUUUCUACAUAUUUACUCACAUUAACCGUAAAUGUAGAUUUUUUUACAGAAAAAUCGUAUCAUUUUGUUAUCCCACUUUUUUUCUGUGUAUAUACACAAUCAUUACCAUUAUUGUAUGAAGUACAUUACGUAUAUAUAGACUACUUAGAUAUAUGAAUAUAUUGAUAAUGAUGGUAUCUACGUUAUUUUUUUCUUUGUUUCCUUGUUGUUGGUUAUUUGCAUGGUUACUUAUGUAUUUUUUUCUUUUCAGAAUAAACAGCAUACUAAAGU